CCACUAACCCUAGAACUAUUUACUUACAGAAUCAACACAAUUUCUUUUAGAAUUAUUUUGCUGUGGCAGAAAAUGCUCGCUGAGCCGUCAGUAGAUCUGAAAGACUUGAUGGAUGAGAUUGUGAGUCAAAUUUGUCAUUAUUUCUUGCAUUUUCGAAGUUUUAGGCAUGCGCUAAAGCUGUCAAACCUCAAUAUGGAAUUGGCAGGGAAGCUUGGAAAGCGUACCCGUUUCCAGCAACGUGACAUCGCUCAGUUGGUGCUGAACGCGGUUCCUUCCUCUUUCAAGGAGUCUGAUCUCGACGUCCCCACAAACUGUGCUCUGAACGAUGAUACCCUCCUCGAGAAGGGAGGAGAUACAACUAAGCCAUUAUCUCCUCUGCAGUUAGCUGUAGUAUUGGCAUUGUAUAGAUUGGAGAGGAGAAGUGAGCACUGUGAUGAACUGUUCAUGGAAAGACAACGAGUACUAAGAUUUCAGAUAAUCCGGCAACGGCGUGGCUGGGCCGUUCAAGCUGCAGCAUUGUUGGCACGAUGUGACUUGGAACGAACGAAAAAACGACGAGUGGAACGAGCUUGUGCGCAGUCGGAGUUGAUUUGCAAGCUCAUCGAUGGAGUGGAUGAUGCGGUAAAUUGUAAACAACGAAUACUGCUUCCAAUGAUAGCUUCGUCUGGCCUGGAGCCGUACUGGAGCGCCUAUUGCAUUCAUGCCGAAGCAUUACAAUCUCUUGGAUGCACUUCAGAAGCGCUGUUAUUGUACGAAAAUUUGGAAAUGUGGGAUUGUGUUAUAGAAUGUUUCAAAAAGCUGGGUCAACUGGAGAAGGCAGAAGCACUGAUUCGUCGUUUACUGAAAGAGAGACCAAAUGAUUCUAUGCUUUAUUGCCUUCUUGGAGAUAUAACUAUGGAGCCUAGUUACUAUGAAACGGCGAUGAAGGUUAGAAGUUUUGACCGAAAUGCUCGUGCUAGAAAAUCGCUGGGUAAUUUGAUGGUUCUUCGGAAACAGUUUGAAUCUGCCUAUAAACAUCUACGAAGGAGUUUGGAGUUGCAACCCAUACAGCUGGGUGUCUGGUUUAACGCGGGAUACUGCGCGUGGAAGCAAGAACAGUACGCCGAUGCUGUCACCUGUUUUCAUCGAUGUGUGAGCUUAGAGCCGGAACAUUUCGAGGCUUGGAAUAAUUUGUCUGCUGCCUAUAUCAAAUUAGGUCAGAAAGAAAGAGCUAGAAAAAUUAUCCAGGAAGCUUUGAAGUUUAACUAUGAGCAUCCGAAAGUUUGGGAGAAUUAUCUGCUUCUCUGUGUUGACACUGCUGAGUUUGAUCAGGCAAUCAAAGCAUUCCACAGGUUGCUCGAUCUGAACAAGCAACAAAAGGACGAUGAAGUGCUUGAGAUCAUCGCAUCGAAUGUUUUACGUUCGACAGAAGAGGCAUGGAAAUUGUAUGCUUCAUUGAAGCGACCUUCCGAUGACAAUAUCGAAGAAGGAGAGAAGUAUGUGCAGCUUCUAGAAAGAUCUCUUCUGGCUGAAUCCAACAAGCCUGUGAUUUUCAUAGCAUUUAUACAUACAUACAUACGUUCUGCAUGUACAGUAAAGGAAGCAAGGGUAAUGAGCCCAUUAUAG
Haemonchus placei is the source of this 1605-nucleotide messenger RNA. NCBI's taxonomy places the organism in Eukaryota, Metazoa, Nematoda, Chromadorea, Rhabditida, Trichostrongylidae. The record is from the annotation of a GenBank genome assembly.